Syzygium oleosum is the source of this 2570-nucleotide messenger RNA. Its product is annotated as calmodulin-binding protein 60 E-like. Gene Ontology annotation, cellular component: nucleus. The record is from RefSeq and is a predicted model, not a curated record. Gene Ontology annotation, molecular function: sequence-specific DNA binding; calmodulin binding; DNA-binding transcription factor activity. Bases 108 to 2156 code for a protein of 682 amino acids. Gene Ontology annotation, biological process: regulation of salicylic acid biosynthetic process. Lineage: Eukaryota; Viridiplantae; Streptophyta; Magnoliopsida; Myrtales; Myrtaceae. The transcript has 11 exons.
UCAUUGUCUCCUUCGUUUUCUCUGCUACAUUUGUUCCCCAACCAAAUCCUUCCGAAAUUCAGACACUCUGUCAGUUCUUGUUAAGGUCAACCAAAAAAAAGAAGAUCAUGUCGACGCAAAAGAGAGCUCUGGCUUCCACUUCUUCAGGUCAAGCAAGUCUGCUCAAGAGGCCCCGCACCGCUCGAACGAAUCAAACAUGGCGUCGGUCCGGGAGGAAUCACGUGCCGAGGAGCUGGUGGAUGGAGAAGGUUGUCCGGAGAGUGGUCAGAGAAGAGCUGGAGCUUGCUAAACCUCAUUCGGCCGAAUGCUGUCAAAGGUGCAUGGGGAAUGCUCCCGAAGAGAUGAUGCAACAGAUAACCUCAGUGAAGAAUGCUGUUGAGAAACUGACGGGAAUAGUGGAGCUUGCAAAUAUUCACUCUCCCCACCUUGGAAGAAAAUGCAGGGUUAAUGGUAGAUCUACAGCAAUAAAUGAUGUGAGAAACUUACGGCUUCAAUUUAAAAACAAACUGUCAGAUACUCUAUUAUUUACUGGGAGGAAACUACAAGGAGAUGGGGGUGCUCGCAUUUCUGUUACCUUGAUCGAUGUGAAUACAGGGGAUGUCGUUACAUCAGGCCCGGAAUCCUCCAUUACGUUGGACGUUGUCGCGCUUGAAGGUGACUUCAACAAAGAUGAUGAGGAUAACUGGGCUCAUGAAGAGUUUGAGAACUACGUGGUUAAAGAGCGUGAACGAAAGGGGCUACUUUUGACAGGAGAUCUGCAAGUGACGCUCAAGGGAGGUGUUGGAGAGCUGGGAGAACUGAUAUUUACUGACAAUUCCAGCUGGAAUAGGAGUAAAAGAUUCAGGAUAGGGCUUAAGGUGGCAAUGGGUUAUUGUGGGAAUACGCGAAUCCGAGAGGCCAUAACAGAUGCCUUCCGUGUCAAGGAACAUAGAGGAGAAUCAUCCAAGAAACAUGAUUCACCGGCAUUCGAAGAUGAGAUCUGGAGGUUGAAGAUGAUUGCUAAGGAUGGGAAAUAUCACCAAAAACUGAGUGAAGCCGGAAUACAAAAAGUGGGGGACUUUCUACUGCAAUUGUUUAUGGACCCCACGAAACUAAAAGAGAUUCUUGGAAUGGGCUCAAAUUCGACUAACUGGGAUACCCUUGAAAAUCAUGCAAAGAGUUGCAAAACAAAUUGGAAACUUUAUUUGUACUAUACGGAUGGCACGAGGAAGCAUGGUGCUGUAUUCAACACAGAUCGCCAGCUAAUUGGCCUAAUUAAAGAUAGAGUAUAUUGUGCUACUCAUCGACUUUCUGCCGAUGAUCAGGAACAUAGAGAUACAAUCGAGAAAAACGCCUUUGAUAACUGGAAUGAUGUUAUGGAGUUCAAUGGAGAGUCCUUUUCUUGUUCAAUGCAGAAGAAAAGCUCAAGCUCUUUUCCAUCUCAAGCCUUACAAAUUGAAAAUUUCCCCCCUGUUCAAUGUAAAUUGACUCCACGGAUCGGUGCUGGUCCAGGUGGUCCAGUAGCUCCUCCGUCCAAUGUGGGCUUCAAUGCUGAAGGACAUAAUGGUGAGAUUGCUUUGGCAUCGCCAGUACAGUUGCAAAAUACCAAUUCUGGAAAUGCCAUGAUGCUUCCAUUCGAUGAAAGUGUUAGUCUUGCUGCACAGCAGCCCAUAUCAACAGACCCCUUGAAUGUUCUAAUUCCUCAGGGAGACAAUGGUAUCCCUACAGUCGGAUUGCCAACACAAUGCCUUGGUAACAAUUUCCAAUAUGCCAUGUGGAGCCAUACGAUCCAUUCUUCGAACCAAAUGGACUAUAUGGUGAAUGAGAAUGCUCCCCCUUGUGAACCACCCUCUGCCGCUAUAUCAAUCUCCCAAUCUAGCAGUACACUUCCUCCUCCUGAAGGCAAUCGUGUGAUGGAAGAUUUGGAGCCAACCGUUUCAGAAGAUAGUUUGGCUUGUUUGUUGGCCUUUUUCAGUCAGAGCCCACCACAUGAUGACGAGUGCUUUACGACCCCAUUAUAUGAUGGUGGUUCUGUUAGAGGUACCAGCAAAGGUGUUAAUGGCUGGCUCAAGAUAAAGGCAGUGAUGCGGUGGGGUAUCUUCAUCAGGAAGAUCGUCAUGAGGAGACGUGCCAUAAUUGUGCAGUUAGAUGAACCACGGAUUGAAGUCGAGGCUUGAUUUGAUUUGUUCUUGAUGUUGCAUUAGGUAAGAUGAUUCUCUGUUUGCUGUCUGAUAGAAUCGAUGAGAUUCUUUUCUUGGAUGAGGUCAUAAUAGUUACUUCGUGUUUUUAAUUAGUGUACAGAACAGCUUUGUUGGAACGCCUUCGAGCGAAUACUUUCUUCAUCAGAAAGUCUCUCUACUUCAGUUCUUUCAACAUCUUUCUUCAAUAGUUCUCUGAUUUUUCGCAUGUAAGGAAUGCAAGGUAUAUCAUUCACAGAGAGUACUUGCAUUCUGCGCUUAUUGUUCAUAGAAAUAAAUACCACGUCCAUUGAGUCCUAUGUAUAAAGUCUUGCCUGUUUGCUGCUAUCCACUGACAAUAAAGCUAUGUUCGGAACACGUACACCGUUAAAUCAUGAUGCUGAGUUCCCUCGA